UAGCUGGAUCAAGGACGCUAGCAUAGUUUUCUCUUUUCCGAUUAGUAAAAAAGUAAAGGCCUACUUUGUUUUGGACUUUUUAUAUAUACAAAUACAUAUAGGGCCUAUCAGCAAUGACAGCAAAAACCAAGCUUUUGCAAUGGUCAGAAAUCAAAUUUCGGGAACGACCGGAGGAUUUUACACUCUCCGAACAUCCGAGGCUGACCCGAAGUGAUCCGCGGGCCUGGAUGACCUCUGCGACCCCCGUUUACCAAUCCACAGGUGACCACUACACUCACGCGUCGGUGGAUGUCACCAUGGACACGUACGUAUCUGGAUGCAACAGUCCUUUGACAGCGGAAUCUGACCUGGAAAGACCUAAAACAAAUGGUGGGGUCGAGCCAAAUCUGCCCGGUCCUCAGAGACACAGACGUGUGGCCGCCAAUGCGAGGGAAAGGCGGAGGAUGCACGGACUGAAUAGAGCGUUUGACAAACUGAGGAGCGUCAUUCCCUCCUUAGAGAACGAGAAAAAACUGUCUAAAUAUGACACCCUGCAGAUGGCGCAGAUAUACAUCACAGAGCUGUCCGAUUUGUUGGAGGGUGUUGUGCACUCGGAGUGCAGAGGUGUAAGGGAAGGUUGCAGCCCACCAGGUAGUCAAAGGAGUCCAUCUCAGUGUUUGAGGACCAGCGUCAAUUACGCAAUGGAUGCACCUUCCUCUAAUUUUGUUCCGGAGAAAAGCGACGUCACAUCGUCCAACGCCAGCGAUGGCGAAUCGUCGCAUUUUAGUGACAUUGAAGAAGGACAGACUGGAGGACACUGAUGUAUUUGGUGGACUGAUUUUGUGUCACUAAGUCGAUAAUUAAUCAUUAUUUAUUUGUCUGUGUUUUAGUAGACACCGUGAGAACCAAAUACAGUAGAUUUACCCUGAUGAUGGUUAGUUCUAGACAACGCUUUGUUAAAACCUGAUUGUCAAAAUUUAUGAAAGCUGUCAAAAAUUUACAAAAAAAAGGGGGGAAAUGAAGAACAAAUCUGUAUAAGCCCUUUAGUUGCACUUUAUUGACAGAUCCUUAACUCAUUUGGGAUUGUCCAUACUACAUGUACAAAACCUGCAUCAGUAAUGAGAGAAAUAUGCUAUUUAUGUAUCUUAGUGAUUUUUUUAUUACCUCAAAAGUUUAAUAAAGAUUCGCA
Molecule: messenger RNA, 1168 nt
Organism: Xyrauchen texanus (razorback sucker)
Lineage: Eukaryota; Metazoa; Chordata; Actinopteri; Cypriniformes; Catostomidae
Gene: atoh1b
Product: atonal bHLH transcription factor 1b
Exons: 1
Coding region: 114-800 (228 amino acids)
Molecular function (GO): protein dimerization activity
Source: RefSeq, a predicted model, not a curated record